Messenger RNA from Eutrema salsugineum, 1405 nucleotides. Its product is annotated as NADPH-dependent alkenal/one oxidoreductase, chloroplastic. Gene Ontology annotation, molecular function: zinc ion binding; oxidoreductase activity, acting on the CH-CH group of donors, NAD or NADP as acceptor. Bases 90 to 1247 code for a protein of 385 amino acids. NCBI's taxonomy places the organism in Eukaryota, Viridiplantae, Streptophyta, Magnoliopsida, Brassicales, Brassicaceae. The transcript has 4 exons. The record is from RefSeq and is a predicted model, not a curated record.
CACGGGUUUUGGGACUGAUUUCAAUUCGAAUAAAGCAGAGGAAGCGAAAGAGAUAAGCCGUUUUGGAGAUAUUCGCGGCAGAUUCCAAAAUGAACUCGGCGCUUGCAACAACCACCGCCAAAACUCCCGUGCUCCGCCGUAAAACGCCGCUUCGUCAUUACUCUCUCACGAAAUCGCCGGUUUUCCCGUUGAACGUAGUUGGAAUCGGAUCCGGCGUACAAUUAGUGAGCAAGAAGACAUUGUUGAGGAUCUCGGCGAGCUCUCAGAGCAGUUCACCGGCAGUCAGUGUCGCGGCGGAUGCGUCGAUUCCGAGCGAGAUGAAGGCCUGGGUGUACGGUGAGUACGGCGGAGUGGAUGUUCUGAAGCUGGAGAGCAAUAUUGCGGUCCCGGAGAUUAAAGACGAUCAGGUUCUGAUUAAGGUUGUUGCGGCGGCUCUUAAUCCCGUCGACGCCAAAAGACGGCAAGGGAAAUUCAAAGCCACCGAUUCGCCUCUCCCGACGGUUCCGGGAUACGACGUAGCCGGAGUAGUGGUGAAGGUGGGAAGUGGGGUUAGGGAUUUCAAAGAAGGGGACGAAGUUUACGCAAACGUGAGCGAGAAAGCGUUGGAAGGGCCAAAGCAAUUCGGUUCUCUGGCUGAGUACACGGCGGUGGAAGAGAAGCUAUUAGCCAUGAAACCUAAAAACAUCGAUUUCGCUCAAGCCGCUGGGCUUCCUCUAGCUAUAGAAACUGCCGACGAAGGUCUUGUUAGGACGGAAUUCUCCGCCGGAAAAUCAAUUCUGGUUCUCAACGGCGCCGGAGGAGUAGGGAGCCUUGUGAUUCAGCUUGCGAAACAAGUGUAUGGAGCUUCAAAGGUGGCUGCAACAGCGAGCACAGGGAAGCUGGAGCUAGUGAGAAGCUUAGGUGCUGAUUUAGCCAUUGAUUACACAAAGGAGAACAUAGAAGACUUGCUUGAGAAAUUUGACGUCGUAUUUGACGCCAUUGGGAUGUGUGAUAAGGCAGUGAAGGUGAUUAAGGAAGGAGGGAAAGUAGUGGCCUUGACUGGAGCUGUCACGCCUCCUGGAUUCAGAUUCGUUGUGACAUCUAAUGGUGAGGUUUUGAAGAAACUGAAUCCAUACAUUGAGAGUGGGAAAGUGAAGCCUGUGGUUGACACCAAAGGACCAUUCCCGUUCUCACGGGUCGCUGAUGCUUUCUCAUACCUAGAAACGAACCAUGCCACGGGGAAGGUCGUUGUAUAUCCCAUCCCUUGAGGGGCUUGACUUGAGUGUAGCCUAUCUAUCUGUAUAAGCUAAGCAAGGGUUUGAAAGUGUAUCUUCUCUUUGUAGAGUGUUUUGAGUUGUAAACUGUAAUGAAGAUGGAUACUAAAAUGCUCUUUAAAGCUUAUUCGUAUCAUUUGAAACAGAAAAAA